CAGCAGACAGGACGUAGAGCUUGACAUCAUUUCUCCUCAGUCCAUGCAAGACGUAGUUCUGCGUUUUAGUUCCCCACAUUCGAGCUGAGAACAAGGGGGGCUUUGGCAGCAGUGGGUUUUCGCAGUGGAAUGAAACAUGAGCAGAGGCGCCUACAGCUGUACAGACAGGAAGUGAAGCUGCCUCAUCUCCGACUCACUUCCUUCACUGUAUUGAACAUUAACAAACAGUUUGACUCCUUUUAGUGUGUUUCACCAUGAAGCCUUGUGCUUUAGUUUUAAAAACUCAUGACAGGAUGGACAGAUAGAACAAGGCCAUAAUGGACGAUCCUGGAUUGAAGAUCCUGUCAUUUUCCACCUCAGAGGCCUUUUUUUUUUUGUAAAGCAACUCAUCAUACACCAUAAAAGCCCCAAUCCAUUUGGCAGGAACAAGCCAAGCCAGAAGUGAAUGCAUGUUACAGCAGUGGUACCUUUAAAUCUUUUCCUCUGGAAAAUCCACCCCAAGGUUUAGUUUGUCUUAGCCAUGAUGUUGAGAAGAAAACUGUACUUAGGUGCUUUGCUAGGUGCUAUUUUGUUUUUAAUGAUAGCUGCUCACACCAUUCAGAAGGCCGGCAUUGUGCCCGUCACAGUUUUACCCUCUCACCACAAUGUCAGGAUACCAACCAUGAACCAGACACAGUUACACCCUAUCACAGAGCCAAGACGAGGUCAUUCGUGUAGCUGUACAUCCUGUAUAGCAGACACGGGUGUGUCAAAGUGGUUUGACCAACACUAUGAUCAUAAACAGAGACCUUACCUCACCGGCAGACACGAUGACAUAGAUCUGCCCUCUCUGAAGUGGUGGCUGUCUUUGCAGUCAUCUGAUGGAACGAUCGAGGAUGUCACCCAGAAGAUGUUUAAGAUAAUUUCCCCUCCACCUAAAGACAAAAUUCCACGGCAAAACCAGUGCCGGAAAUGUGCAGUUGUUGGAAACUCAGGCAAUCUGUCGAAGUCCAAAAACGGAGCCUUGAUAGAUUCCCAUUCAGCUGUUAUUAGAAUGAAUAAGGCCGUAACUGUGGGUUAUGAAGAGGAUGUUGGUAAUCGAACCACCCACCACUUCCUGUACCCAGAGAGUGCGAUCGAUCUGAGACCUGGUGUCCAUCUCGUCCUUCUUCCUUUCAAAUUGAAAGACAUGCAGUGGUUGUCCAGCGCCCUUUCCACAGGAGAGAUCAAAAUGACGUACAUGAGAGUGAAAAAUCGUGUAGAAGCUGACAAAGACAAGGUGAUGGUUGUGAAUCCAGCCUUCUUUAAGUACACACAUGAAAACUGGACAGAGCGUCAUGGAAGGUAUCCGUCCACUGGGAUAGUAGCCAUUAUAUUUGCUUUGCAUCUUUGUGAUGAGGUGUCAGUGUUUGGAUAUGGGGCAGACAAGCAAGGAAACUGGCACCACUAUUGGGAGAACAACAGAUACGCAGGUGCCUUUCGAAAGACUGGGGUCCACAACGCGGAUUUCGAGACUAAGAUCAUUCAUAGGCUCAGCGCAGAGGGCAAAAUCAAACUGUACAGAUGAGCCUGUAAUUAUGGCCUUUAUUGACUCAGUAAUGCUCAGUGCCAUGUAAAUGCCAGGCCAGGACUUGCACUGCAGCCGUAUGGAAGCCAAAGAGACGCAGAUCUGUGAUCCACCCUACCAUUAAUUGACCACUGUGAACUGCACUGAACCAAACCCACAGACAUCAAGCUGUAGUCCUAAGACCUAAUUAACUCCUCCUGUUCUCUAACAGCAUUUUACUCGCUACGUGCCUGAAGAAAAAGACUGAUGUUGCCUUCCUCCCCAGUCAGGCAUUGAAACGUUGAAGAAGAAGAACAGUAAGCAAAUUGGCUUGAUCUAAGCCUCCUUAUAUACUUCUUUCUUAUUCAAGCUGACUAGCCUCACACAGUGUCUGCACUGCAAAUGUGCAAUUUGUGACAACUAGAUGGGUUUCGCGUAUAAUCGACAAAGCUGUCUAAACUGCAAGAAAGAUGUUGAUCAUCAGCUCCAUUCACUUGCAGAUGUUAU
Messenger RNA from Rhinichthys klamathensis goyatoka, 2032 nucleotides. RefSeq names its product ST3 beta-galactoside alpha-2,3-sialyltransferase 8 (gene st3gal8). The coding region runs from base 521 to 1546 and encodes 341 amino acids. The transcript has 7 exons. Gene Ontology annotation, molecular function: beta-galactoside (CMP) alpha-2,3-sialyltransferase activity. NCBI's taxonomy places the organism in Eukaryota, Metazoa, Chordata, Actinopteri, Cypriniformes, Leuciscidae. The record is from RefSeq and is a predicted model, not a curated record.